AUGGGGUUGAGGCAAUGGCCUCAACUCACACUUGCAACGGCACUUUGCCUAGUUGCUAUCAGUGUUAGUGCUGAUUAUAGCCCUUAUGCGUACCAAUCUCCACCUCCGCCGUAUGUGUACAAGUCACCUCCUCCUCCAUCUCUCUCACCACCACCUUCUUAUUACUACAAGUCUUCGCCUCCACCAUCUCCUUCACUGCCUCCGCCAUAUGUGUACAAGUCACCUCCUCCUCCAUCUCCAUCACCACCGUCACCUUAUUAUUAUAAAUCUCCUCCUCCACCAUCUCCAUCACCACCUCCACCAUACAUCUAUAAGUCGCCUCCUCCUCCAUCUCCCUCACCACCUCCUCCGUAUGUGUACAAGUCACCGCCACCUCCAUCUCCCUCAUCACCACCUCCAUAUCAUUACAAGUCUCCACCCCCACCUUCUCCAUCACCACCACCUCCAUAUGUAUACAAGUCACCACUUCCUCCAUCUCCAUCACCACCACCUCCAUAUUAUUACAAAUCUCCACCUCCACCAUCUCCGUCACCACCACCUCCAUAUGUGUACAAAUCUCCACCUCCACCAUCUCCGUCACCACCACCUCCAUAUGUGUACAAAUCUCCACCUCCACCAUCUCCCUCACCUCCUCCCCCAUAUGUUUACAAGUCUCCACCACCCCCAUCUCCAUCACCACCACCUCCAUAUAUUUACAAGUCCCCGCCUCCACCAUCUCCUUCACCACCCCCUCCUUAUAUCUACAAGUCCCCUCCUCCACCAUCCCCCUCGCCUCCUCCGCCAUAUGUUUAUAAAUCACCACCACCUCCAUCUCUUUCACUGCCACCUCCAUAUCUAUACAAGUCUCCACCUCCGCCAUCACCCUCUCCUCCACCUUACUACUAUAAAUCUCCUCCUCCUCCUCCUCCUUAUGUGUACUAGUGAUCCACUAGUAAAUUUUAAUGAGCUUUCUCUUAUAAACCCCAUUUGAAUUGUUUCGGUGAUUAUUUUAUAUAUACCCAUUAUUUCUGUUUGUAUUCAAUACUUUCAUUGAUAAUAGGGUUUACAAUAAAGUGAGUAUCUUAUAAUGUAUCCCUUGUUGUGAUUAUAUAUGCAAUACCAUUUGCAUGUCAUUCAAUGAAUAACACAGAAGAGUUUAAUUUCUUGAUUUA
Prosopis cineraria is the source of this 1151-nucleotide messenger RNA. Its product is annotated as extensin-2-like. NCBI's taxonomy places the organism in Eukaryota, Viridiplantae, Streptophyta, Magnoliopsida, Fabales, Fabaceae. The record is from RefSeq and is a predicted model, not a curated record.